This is a messenger RNA of Cinara cedri, 3864 nucleotides long. The record is from the annotation of a GenBank genome assembly. Lineage: Eukaryota; Metazoa; Arthropoda; Insecta; Hemiptera; Aphididae.
UAUUGAAUUUAAACUAGUAUUUAAAUUGAAUAUAAAAUCAUAUUUAAUUUUAAUUUUAAAUUAAAUUAUUAAAAAAUUAAAAUUUGAAUACUAAUUAAAUUUAUUAUUAAAAUGAAAACACGAAAAUGACGUUACCAGCUAUAAUCAGCAAGUCCAAAAGUUGAAUUUAUUAAAAUUAGUGAUUUUAAAUAGUUUUUAAGGGGUAAAAUACAACAACCUCGGGAGAACUGAUAAAGUGAUAAAGUACUGGCCAGUGAUUGUCAGCAUAGAAUAAAGAUACUGAUCACUAGUUUUUAGUUUUUGGUCAUAACUAUAUUGACUAUCUUAUAUAGCCUUAUUUAUUUAAUAUUAAUUGUAAUGGAAAAUGCCAUAGAAAAUCUCCUUAAUGUGAAAGUUAAAAAAUUAAAUAAAUCCAUAAGUGGCGGCUGUGUUAAUUCUGCUUCAGUUUAUCAAACAGAAGACAAUAAAUUAUUAUUUGUAAAACAAAACUCAAAUGAUGGGGUAAUGUAUUAUUUUCUUAUUUAUACAUUAUAUAUAUACACCUAUUGUAUAUGUAAAUAAAAUAAAAAAGAGGUAUAAAUAUAUUUAAUUUUGUAUUUAUAGUCGGAAAAGAUGUUCUAUGGAGAAUUAGAAAGCUUAAAAGCUAUACGCAGUACUAAAACAGUUUUAGUUCCUAAUCCUAUCGCCACAGGUUAUACAGAUGGUCAAUAUUUUAUUAUAAUGGAAUAUCUAAAUAUGACCUCAUUAAAUAAAAUAUGCUCAGCUGAAUUGGGCAGUCAACUAGCGGAUAUGCAUUUGAAUAAUUUACAAGGAGAACAACCAAAUAUAAAUCAAUUUGGAUUUCAUGUUGAAACAUGUUGUGGAUUUUUACCUCAAAAUAACACAUGGACCAAUGAUUGGCUUGUAUAAAAAUCAAUAAUUAGAACUUUUUAAAAUUCAGUUUAUAGGAUGUAGAUUUUCAUUUCAGACAUUUUUUAUAGAAAAUCGAUUGGCUUAUCAAAUACAAUUAUUGCAAUCAAAUUCAGACCACAGUUCUAGUAAAAAGGUAGGCACCAUUGUUGUUUAAGUUAAAAGUAAAUACAAUUCAUUUUUUAAUAAAUGUUAAUUAAUGAUUUUUUAAAAGAAAGUUAUUGAAAAUUAUUGGCCUCAGCUAAAACAAAUUAUUCCAAAGUUUUUUGAAGGUAUUAAAGUAAAGCCAUCUUUAGUUCAUGGAGACUUAUGGUCAGGAAAUGCAGCCCAAACAAAUUUGAAAUCAGGUUAAAUUAAUUCAUGUAUGAUAAAGACACCAGUGAACGCUACUUGCAUAUGUUAUGGGCAAUGGGCAUAUUGUCUGGGCAAUUUGAUUCUGCCCUGGUAUUUUGAAUCACAAAUAUAAAUAAGUUAACUAUUUUUUUAUUUAAUUAUUUCUUCUUCUCCUUCACCUUCGUCCCAACUGUUUGGGGUCAGCCACCCUCGUUCCAAACUUUCACUUGAACCGAUCUACCACCUCACAUACAUUAGCUGUGCUCAUAUCAUUCUCAAUAGCAUCCAAACAUCUUUUCAGUUUUUAAUUUAAUGUUACUAAUAAUUAUAUGAUUGAAAAAAUUAAUUAAUAUUUUAUUAUUACCUAUUUAUUUGUAUAUGAUUUACAUGGUAUUUAUAAACUUAGCCUUUAUACUUAUAAUAUAUAUAAGGCUAGCUAAUGAAUAUAUGACUAUUUUGGAUAUGAAAAUACAAUUUAAAACUUUAGUUAAGUACGUAUUUAUAGGUUUAUAUUUGUGGUUCAAAUUUCCCCACAUUACAUGUGACAUAUCAACAAUGAUUUAAAAGAAAUCAUACAUUUUAAGAAAUGUCACUAAUAAACCAUACUAUUUAAUGAAUGAUUAUACAAAUCAAACAUUAAAGUUCUCAAAAUUUGUUUGUGACAUACACUGGUAGAUUUUUUUUUUUCUAAUAGGUAUAUGUGAAAAAUCUGUUCCAUUAACCCUAGGUAACCCCUCGUUAGUCACCAAUUAUAGACUAAUUUCAAUUUUAGGACAUAUUUCUAAAAUUGUUGAGUCCUUAGUCUUAGACUCAAUUCAGCCUUUGGUUAACUCAAUUUUAGCUACUGAGUAACAUGGUUUUCACCCAGACAGAUCUACUGUUACUUGUAAUCUCUACUUCUGCAAUUACAUGCUUGGUUCUUUUAAAGAUGGAUCGCAAGUUAAUGUCAUCUAUACCGACUUUGCUAAGGCAUUUCGAUACAGUAAAUCAUGAGGUUCUUAUUUCAAUACUUUGUGCUUAAGGAUUUAAUGAUCCAAUCCUAUCCUGAUUCAAUUAAUUUUAAUUUAAUAGAUCACAAUGGGUUAAUAUGUUCAUCACAAAAUUUGAUAUAUUUCUACCUACAUCUGGCGUACCGCAUGAUGGCCAUUUCUCCCCACUUCUAUUCUUGCUGUUUGUUAAUAGUGCUUGCUCCUCCCUCAAGCAUAGCCAACUUCUCUGUUUUGUUGCAACAUGAAAAUUUUUCUGAAAAUUAAUACUGUUGAGGAUUGGCUCAAUAAUCGUCAAUAGACGAUCUCAAUAAUUUCUAUGUCUGAGCUGAUACUCUAAAUCUCUCAUUGAAUAUUAAUAAAUGCUGGUCAAUGGUCAAAAUUCACAAGAAGUCAUUCUCCUACUACUUGUUAUACUUUGUAUGGCUCCAACCUAAUUCCUGGUGAUUCUAACAUUUGUAAUCUUGGCUUUACUUUUACUUCCUCUCUUUGUCCUCGUGCUUACAUUGAUAAAAUUUCUACUUUGCCUUACUAAUUAUUUAAAAAAACGAGGUAAUUAAUCCUAAGAUGAAGUUAAUCAAUGAGGAUUCGCCAUUUCUUCCAUAAAAUUGUGUUACUAAAUUAUCUUAUUUUUGUUUUUUGUUUGUUUCUUUUUGUUAUCUUUUACACUUGUGUCUUUAUUCCACAUUUAUAAUAUGUAUCAUAUAUUGUCAACUUACACCAUAAUUGUAACCUGGGCUCAUCUUUAAUAAAUAAAUAAAUAUAUUUUCAUUUUGAAUAGGUAAUUAAAAUUUUUUAAAUUUAAUUCUGCAUUAUUCGAUACAGAAGUAAAUAACCUUUUAUUUAAGGUCAAAUAUUAUUAGACUGAAUGUUUUAUAUUGCAUGAACUGGGAUACACUGGUGUCUAUCUUAUUAUUAAUAAACAAAACCUAUUUUAUGCAAAUACUUAUGAUUUACUAUAUAUUUAUUAUUUAUAGUUAUUUUUGAUCCAGCUGCAUUCUAUGGUCACCAUGAAUAUGAUAUUGCAUCUACUACUUUAUUUGGUGGUUAUUCCAAUGAAUUUUAUGAUGCAUAUUUUAGAAAAAUACCAAAAGAAAAUGGUUUUGAAUAUAGAAUGUCUUUAUACCAUUUGUUUCAUUAUCUAAAUCAUUGGUAUGAUUAUAUUUUUAAGAAUAAAUAUUAAGAAUAAUAAUAUUUUUCAUGUAAUAUAUUAUUUUUUAGGAACCAUUUUGGAGGACAAUAUAUUAGCUCAACAAUAAAUACAUUUGAAGAAUGCUUCAAUGCAUAUAAAUACCUUUAGUUUUCUUAAUUCUAUUUCAGUGUGAAUUUUAAUUUUAAUUUAAAAAAUUAUGCUUCAAAAAAUUAAAAUUGUUACUACUUACUUUCUUCCAAUGAAUUUACAUUAUAGUAGGUAAUAUAUUUAGAAGAAUAUUAUUACAUUUUAAUUAAAUUAAAAAUGUUGAAUAUUAACAUAAUUAAUAGUUUGUUGAAUAUUUAUAUUUUUUUAAUAACAUUCCAUUGAAAUAAAUGUUAAUAUAUAAUUUGUAUUUAAAAUAAUAAACUAUUAAUGAUGCACUAUUACACUCUAAUUACCCACAAAACAACAAAUUUAAAAGUGGAAUAUUUUGCCAGCGGU